Messenger RNA from Dromaius novaehollandiae (emu), 3038 nucleotides. It is a transcript of the gene PEAK3, whose product is annotated as PEAK family member 3. Gene Ontology annotation, molecular function: protein kinase activity; ATP binding. Gene Ontology annotation, biological process: protein phosphorylation. Lineage: Eukaryota; Metazoa; Chordata; Aves; Casuariiformes; Dromaiidae. Bases 462 to 2213 code for a protein of 583 amino acids. The transcript has 3 exons. The record is from RefSeq and is a predicted model, not a curated record.
AUCACCUUCUCCUUGCAGCCACCGAGCCGGGGGGGGAUGUGAACCCCUAUGUGCACACACGCAUGUGCACACAUGCACAUGCACCCGCGCAUGUGCACAAGCCCGUGCCGUUGGAGGGUGUCCCCGUCACGCGGGAGCCCCCCCGGAGCCCCCCGCCGCAGGGCAACACCGCGCGUGGAGACCCCUAUGAGAAAGAAGUGUCCCCGGCUGUGGCCAACCCCCCCCCCCCGAGGCCACCAACCCCCCCGUCCUCCCCCCAAACCACGGCAGCCGGGGCCACCCCGGCCUCCACUUCCCCUUUCUCUUCCUCCUUGCCCCGCGCCGGCACGGCGAGGAGCCGGAAAGCCUGGCAGGGCGAGCGCUGACUCGCACCUCCGCGCAGGGACGUCCCGCAAGCCGGAGGAGGAGCGCGCUCCCGCGCCGGCAGCCUGGACCAGGGCACCCCCCGACCGUGCACCCCCAUGCCGGACCCCGAGGGGGGCCGCUCGCCCCGGCCCCCUGACUCGGCCCUCAUCUACAGCAACGUGGGAGAGGUGCGGGCCCACCUCGUCCCCACCAAGGCCAGCCGAAGGGAAGGAGCCGGGAGACCCCCCUCUCAGACCGGCAAGGACCCCCUACCUCCCCCGUUGCCGAAAAAGCAGCUCCAGCGAGCGGAGUCCCUCCCGGAGCAGGAGCUGGCCCGUCGCCGUCAGGAUGAGACCCCGCUGCACGCCGGCGGCAUCCUCUACAGCACCCCGCCACCCCAUCCGAGGGGCGAGGAGGGGGCUGCCGGCUCCAGCCCACGACAAGAUAGACCCUGCUGGGGACCCAAGAGGCCCCUGACCAAGUCCCGAAGCCUGGGGGCACCCGCGGCCCAGAGCAACCUGCAGAAAGGCAGCCUGGCCCCAUCUCCCGGCCCCGCGGAGCUGACGUUCACGACCCCCGACGGGGAGCUCGGACGCCUCUUCCAGGCCCUGGAGAGCAGAGCUGAGGUGUGCGAGGUGGUGGUGGGGUGCCAGCGGGCGUCCCUGGCCCGGCUCUCGGCUCACAUCCAGGAGGGUCUCCUGGGGAAGGAGGACCAGCAGCAGCUGCUGGGAGCAGAGCUGGCGGGGAAGAAAUGGGCAGAUCUCAAGAUCCUGGCGAAGGACCCGUGUUGUGAAUCGGGGGAUGCCUGGUACUUCCGAGUCGGCUUUGCCUUUGAGCAAGCCCAGCUGGUGUUUGCAGCCAAGGUCCUCAAGUCCCGCUCCUGCAGCCUGGCCGUGCAGACCUCCCUCAGGGCGCACUGCAGCAUCCAGCAAGUGAUCAGCCACUUCACUGACUCCCUCCCUCAGGAGCUUGCCCUCCCGAGAAACCCCAGGAAGCACAGUCAGUCCCAGUCCAGAGAAGAGGACACAGCCUUCCUUGGUUGCCCUCCUGUCCUGCAUGUUCUCAUUUCUCCUGAGGUUCCCUACCAGACCUUAGCAGACUUUGUGAAAGAAUCUCACGACGCGCACAGGGCCAGCCCUGGUCACUACGAACGUCUGGCUUGCCUCCUCCUUCUGCAGGUGUGCACAGGGCUGGAGCACCUCAAGAUGCAGAACGCUGGUCAGGGAGACAUCUGCCCAGAGAACCUGCUGUUAGUGCAGUGCCCAUGUCCUCCCAUGAGCCAGCAAGGCAAAGAGACAUCCCUGGGGCGCUCUCUUCCAAGGCUACUCAUCAGCAACUUCUUCAAGGCUAAAGAAAAGAGAAGACCUUGUUCUACAACCCAAGAGCAAGACUGGGCUGAAGGGUUUUUGGCACCUCUCUCCCCAGUGGCAGAUGAGCUGAAUAUAGGCAUGCUGAUCUACACACUCUUGCAUGUGGACAUCUCCCUGGAAAAUGCCUUGGGCCUCAGAAGUAAUAGGCUUCCUGAAAUCCCAUCCCUGUCUAUCUAUUCCACAGGACUUAAGCGUUUGGCAACGUUGCUUCUCCACAGAGAUCCCUGCAAGAGGGUCUCUGUGGAACAGGCAAAGAGCAUCCUGCAGGUCCUGCUCUGGGGGCCUCGCCAGGAGCUCUUUGCCAGGAGCAAGAAGACACUUGUCUUGCUCCGGAGCUGGGUGGACGUCAAGAGGGCCCUGCUGCUGCUAAAGUUUGCAGAGAAGAUGGCUGGGGUUGGGGGGAGCCCCAGCCUUGAGGAGUGGCUGUGCUGCCAAUACUUUAAAGAGGUCACUGAACACACGAUCUACCAAGUGACCCAGGCUCUCUACACUCCCUGAAGGCUGGAGGGUUUAUGCAUUGAACUCUUGGAGUCUUUCAUCCCCUCCAUCCUCUUGUUCUUCUGAAGAAGAGAUGGAGUCAUUGGAGUCAGAAGGCCAGGCAGUCUCCUGAACACUGAGGAUGAAGAUGAUGUGUGCUUGGGAGAUCCCGCUGGGGGUUACCUAAAGACAAGCUAAAGCUCAACCUGCCCAAGAGACCUCCUGAAAGCCAAGAGCCCUUGGAGAAGGGGCGACCUGGCCAAAUCCGCCGGCCUCCCUCUCCCACAAGGAACCACAGCUAGUCCUGCUAGCUUGGCUGGGAAAACUCUGUUUUUAAAGCUCUGCACUGGGAUGCUGCUUCUUCUAUAGCUCGUUAAUGACAAUCCUAAGUAAGCUGAGACCAAACUUCUACCUUGCAUUACCUUGGCAAGGAGCUCCCACAAUGCAGGACAUAUUUUUGCUCCUUCAGACAAUUUUCGUUUGAUGCUAUGAAUCCAGCUCAUGGGAGCGUCUCAGGAGAGAUGCCUUGACGGAAGCCACAGGGUCAAGUGCCGAUUAAGGGGAUGAUUAUCCUAAGCAGGGUUUACAGGGCUUCACCUCUAGACAAAAAAAUCCUAGUCCUUCAGAUCCCUCCUCCUGCUCCGCCUGCGACGAUGCUUUGUUUUAAACAACAAUUCAAUGGCAAACAUUACCGUUCACCUUAAGGCACCGCUAUCGAAGGAGAAAUAUGACACAUUGUAUAGCCUCACUCUUUAGAAAGAGUUUGUGGCACAGUCACAAAUAUAAAUGACAUUUCCAAGAGGGAAAUACACCAGCCACAUAGCUUCAAUAAAACUCAGAUCUGAG